AUGACCUCACACCAGCCCUGCUGCUGGGUUAGCACAGCUCACAGUGGGUACCCAGCCUCUCAGGGCUCUUUGCAGCCUGGGGCUCACUGGGACUGGAAUCAUGUUUCUUUUAAGGAGCCCUGUUAUGGACUGAAUUGCAUCAACCACCCACUCCCACCCCCAAUUCAUAUGAUGAAGCAUAGCCCUCAAGAUGACUGUAUUUGGAGAUCAGGUUUUAAGAAGCAUGAACAGGCUAAAACAAGCCCUUGCAGCCUCCAGCUUCUGAGAGGUGGGAGGACGGGAUUUGAAAAGAUGACCUCCAAUGGCAGCGCUUCCUUGGGCAAAUGGUGA
Messenger RNA from Rangifer tarandus platyrhynchus (Svalbard reindeer), 330 nucleotides. The record is from the annotation of a GenBank genome assembly. NCBI's taxonomy places the organism in Eukaryota, Metazoa, Chordata, Mammalia, Artiodactyla, Cervidae.